UCGAAGUUUGAUCAAGCAAAGCAUACCUCCCCUGGCGAACAAGCCCGUUGGACACGUCGACACAUACACUGCCUGGAUUCUUCCCGAAAAUGCGGCCGUUAUGGAUGCCGUUGACUGGCUCGGCCACAACUCCUUCCCCUACUGGGAGUCCGACAAAAAUAACACUAUUGAGAACGCCCCGGACCUAUUUACCUCUGCUCUUGACCAGACAAGGGAAGUUGCUUCCCGAAGUUCAAAUGCGUGUGGCAAGGGAAAGGAGGUGUGGGUCACUGAAACUGGAUGGCCGCAUGCCGGCAAAUCUGAAGGUGCUGCUGUUGCCUCAGUUGAGAACGCUCGUCUCUACUGGACCGGCGUCGGCUGUGACCUCUUCCAAACGAGCCUCAAUGUAUUUUGGUACAUUCUGCUCGACUCCAAUGCUGAUCAGGUCAAUAAUGGCAUAGAGUUUGGUCUUACGAAGAAUAGCGAUGUUUCGCAGCCUGUCUUCAACCUUAGUUGUUCAAGCUUGCCCGACUCUUCAGGGGAAGAAUGUAACAGAUAGCAGAUACUUCCAGUUCCCUGUGUGAUAAGGAAGCUGUCGUAAUGGGGCAUGACCCCGAGCGACGAGUCAAGAGGUCCGCAGAGACGAUCUCAGGGGUAAAUGUCAAUGAGAGCGAAGAUUUAGCCUAAUGACCUAACCUACUGUGUUCUUGGUACAGAGCCAGCUCACCGGUUGACUGAUCCAUGUAUUUGCCAGGCAUCUCUCUUACAUACGAGAAAGAAAAAACAAUAUGAUCGCUUUCAAUCAUCUUAUAAGCACGUUCCCUAA
Molecule: messenger RNA, 805 nt
Organism: Colletotrichum acutatum
Lineage: Eukaryota; Fungi; Ascomycota; Sordariomycetes; Glomerellales; Glomerellaceae
Product: glycoside hydrolase superfamily
Exons: 2
Coding region: 101-538 (145 amino acids)
Biological process (GO): cell wall organization; carbohydrate metabolic process
Cellular component (GO): fungal-type cell wall; extracellular region; cell surface
Molecular function (GO): glucan endo-1,3-beta-D-glucosidase activity
Source: RefSeq, a predicted model, not a curated record